AUGGGGAAGAGUAGCCUUGUCCUUGUUGUGGUCUUCGCCUCCUUUGUCCCUCAUAUACGUCAGGCUUGGCUAGGCAAGGGCGCUGGAGACAUCUCAUUGCUUUACCUACUGUUCAAUGUGAUUUGUUCUACAGAGCAUUUAUUCUUCGCUUUCUUUUUCACAAUCAACGUUCGACUCGACGAACUCCCGGAAGAUCUCCCUCCCGACAUCCGUAUCGAGCCCUACUGGACUCACUUUCCGCGCAAUGCACUUGACUGGAUUAACUUCUCCCAAGUGAUGGGUGUAUGGGCAUUGUUUAAUAUCCUGCUGGGGCUGAACCUCUACCACAGACUGACCAGUCGCCUUCGCAAGACCUUACUAAUGGUCAUUUACAUCGGCUUUCUCAUUUUUACCCUAGGGCCUCUGAUAACAGAUGCAGUAUCAGACACCUUCUGUCCUUUAGACCAUCCGAACUGCCCUUGGCAUGAGCGCGACGCUAUCGCUCUCUUUGAGGGCCUUCAUUCCUUUAUUCUCCUACCAUUCUUAUCGACUAUACCUCUGGUCAUAGGAAUGUACAAACAAGUCCGCAGCCCCCUACAAACUCAAAGUCUGAUGGGGCUGAAGCUUCAAAUAGCGGCCUUCAUGCUCUCGGCAGUCUUCUGGAUCCCCAGACUCUCUGCUCCAUGGGAUUUAAUCCUGGAAUACCUGAAAGAGGGACACCCUAUUGGUAUCUUUAUUUUGGGAUGGUACCGAACGGUGGGGUUCGAGACUUUCAAUGAUGCGGUAUUUGCUUUGGGGCAGGGGAUAUUGCUGUGGUUGACUUUGCGACAGAACAGACGUGCCGAGGAGGGAGAAAGACAGCCGCUUUUGGCGUGA
Penicillium pulvis is the source of this 855-nucleotide messenger RNA. RefSeq lists its product as uncharacterized. The coding region runs from base 1 to 855 and encodes 284 amino acids. NCBI's taxonomy places the organism in Eukaryota, Fungi, Ascomycota, Eurotiomycetes, Eurotiales, Aspergillaceae. The transcript has 3 exons. The record is from RefSeq and is a predicted model, not a curated record.